Molecule: messenger RNA, 3119 nt
Organism: Aspergillus pseudotamarii
Lineage: Eukaryota; Fungi; Ascomycota; Eurotiomycetes; Eurotiales; Aspergillaceae
Product: glycosyl hydrolases family 31-domain-containing protein
Exons: 2
Coding region: 133-2445 (770 amino acids)
Biological process (GO): carbohydrate metabolic process
Molecular function (GO): carbohydrate binding; hydrolase activity, hydrolyzing O-glycosyl compounds
Source: RefSeq, a predicted model, not a curated record
CUUACUGCGGCAUUUUAUUCUGCCAUGAUGGCAUCGAUGCUGGGACGUGGGAGACAUAAAUCCAGCAUGCGUGCCACUGGAUAUUCUGUCCCUCUGGGCUGAAGUUCAUAGUCUGUUGGCCAACUUGCAGCAAUGCCACCCUACUCCUCAUAUCUCGGUGCUGUCAGCGCAUUUGCGUUGGCCGCUUUAGGCGAGUCGCGCUCGUCAUGGACUUUGGGACAGGGUAUUGAAGUCAAUUGGCAGUCAAGUUCCCAGCAAUUGUCAAUUGUACAAGCUAAUAAGACCCUGCUCGCUACCGUCCCCGGCCAAAACUUCCUCAGUGCAAGUGCUGGGAACGACCAAUGGGUCGGUGCGAAUGGCAACUUCAACUAUACCAACGUUGACCGCAACCGUUGCCAGGGUCAAAAUGUCACUGGCAUCACCCACUCCCCGCGUGACGAUAGUAUCAAUGGUAGGGACGUGUCCAUCCAGGGAUACUUGCAACACUGUGGGGACCAAUCUAUCCCUUAUACCAUGAACUUCUGGGUGCCCAAGGCCCUUCCGGAUCGUGUGGCGUUCGACAUCAAUGUCGAGCCUGGUCUCAAGCGCACCUCUCCAAUGAAAAAGCUGUAUGUGACCUUUGGCUCUGAUGCAUCCGAGGACUUCUAUGGUCUAGGUGCUCAGGCAUCCUUUGCGUCCAUGAAAAACCAAACUAUCCCCAUCUUCUCCCGUGAACAAGGGGUGGGCCGUGGCGAUCAGCCCAUCACCGCGCUCGAAGAUUCUCAGAGCUGGUUCAGCGGAGGAAACGAAUUCACGACUUAUACUGCCAUCCCUCAAUAUAUCAGCUCUGCUGCAAGAGUCUUCUACCUUAGGGAAGAAGACACUGCCUUUGCUGAAUUCGACUUCACUAAGCCCAAUGCUGUGACUGUGAGGUACGAUGCUCUGACAGUUGGCGGCCACGUUAUGCAGGCGGAUAAUAUGCUCAAUGCCAUCACAAUGCUCACCGACUAUGUUGGCAAGAUGCCUACCCUGCCCGAAUGGGUCGACAACGGCGCCAUCUUAGGUAUUCAAGGCGGGCAGGAGAAGGUGGAGCGCAUUGUGAAAGAAGGUCUGAAGCGGGAUUGCCCUGUUGCGGCAGUGUGGCUUCAAGAUUGGUCUGGCACGCACACCCAAGAAGCACCAUACGGCAACAUGCAAAUUUCUCGUCUCUGGUGGAACUGGGAAUCCGACAGCAAACUGUACCCAACCUGGACUGAAUUCGUGCAGGAUCUUCGUGAAGAAUAUGGCGUUAAGACCAUGGCCUAUAUCAAUCCAUUCGUCGCCAAUGUUAGCUCUAAGGCCGAUGGUUACCGUCGCAACCUCUUCCUCGAGGCCACCAAGGGUGGAUAUAUGGUGCAGAAUUCGACCACAAACAGCACCGCUAUCAUCUCCAGUGGCAAGGGAAUCCAGGCUGGUAUUUUGGAUCUUACGAACGAGAAGACACGCACGUGGUUUGCCGAUGUCCUCCGCACACAAGUUUGGAACGCCAACAUCUCCGGUGUCAUGUGGGAUUUCGGAGAGUACACUCCCAUCACCCCAGACACCAAGCUGGCCAAUAUCUCCUCCGAUGCUUAUUUCUAUCACAACCAAUACCCUCGGGACUGGGCUAUCUUCCAGCGCUCCGUUGCCAAAGAAAUGCCCCUGUUUGACGAGAUGGUCACAUUCCACCGUUCUGCCUCGCUGGGCUCUAACCGCCACCUGAACCUAUUCUGGGUCGGAGAUCAAACUACUGUCUGGGGCGCCAAUGACGGCAUCAAAUCUGCCGUAACGAUCAUGGGCCAAAUGGGCAUUUCUGGCUAUGCCCAGAGCCACUCUGAUCUCGGCGGUUAUACCACCGCCUUCCACCCACCUACUGUGGCAAACUCAUCCGGCGCCAUUGGGCGUUCAGCGGAGAUCCUCGGACGGUGGGGAGAACUGGCCGCCGUUUCCAGCGCUGUCUUCCGAUCUCACGAAGGCAACGUGCCCGAGGUCAACGCCCAGUUCUACACCAAUAGCUCCACAUACUCCUACUACGCAUACAACGCCCGGAUGUUCAAGAGUCUCGGCCCCUACCGCCGUCAAAUUCUGAACAAUGAAAGCAAAACCCGUGGCUGGCCUCUCUUGAGAAUGCCCGUCCUUUACCACCCAGAAGAUUCCAAGGCCCGCCAGAUUAGCUACCAGAGCUUCUACCUCGGCGCCGAUCUUUACGUUGCUCCCGUCUUGGAUCCCCAGACGACCAAGUUGGAUGUGUACCUGCCCGGCACUGACAGAAACCGCACUUACACCCAUGUCUGGUCUGGCAAGACUUACCACGCGGGACAAACCGUGCGUGUCGAUGCACCUUAUGGAAAGCCGGCUGUGUUUGUGGUCAACCAUGCGCAUAGCCCCGAGCUGAAGGUCUUUUUGGACUUUGUUCGGAAGGAGAAUGGAACUGUCAUUCGUGUUUAGAUAGCGAGAUACCAUGUACUACACUUUUAGAGAGGAAUGUCAAUAAAGAAUACCCAAGCUCUAGAAACAACCCAACGUAUCCUGACGCUCCAAUUGUCCCUAGCUCUCAUAGUGCACGUUCUAGAGUGACUCCGUACGGCCUUGGGUGUAAGAUAAUACUUCCUACCAUCUCUCAGUGCUUGAAGUAUAGAGCAUUGAGUCGGAUUAAAGUGGACACACCAUGUUCGUACUGACCGUGGUAGUCUAACCAACAGGCAUUUAUGUCGGUUUUGCUCGCCAGUCCUUUAUGAAUUCUACAACGCUAUAAUUCCGCAACAGAAAGCAGAAGAAUACAAAGAACAAAGUAAUUGCAACCACAUACCAGGAUAUAAUUGAAAAUUCCAAAAGCACACUGGAAGCCUGUUUCCGAGUAUAUCAACAACCGACCAUUGUGGAGCCCCCGGGGGCCAGCUUACUAUUCUGGACUCUUUCAGACAGCUUGUCCAAGUAAGGUGCUUAUUCAGAACCUAAUCUAACGCCCCAUGGAAUGAUAAGGUCACUAGAGGAGCAACUAGUAGGGAAUAGCCAGCUUCUAUUGGAUCAUACUUAGGUUGAACUACUCGGCAUGCACGAUCUGCAUCUAAGCCUGUACUUGAUCCCAUUGGUCGUAGCGUGGGCUUUAAUAUACGCCGUAC